AUGAGUGACGAAGAUGAACGACCAACAAAUUUGAAUACAGAUUUACUUCAUGGAAAUAAUAAUCAUCGUUUAUCUGCAAUUAAAUUAAAGCUUCAAGAAUUAACAUGUGAAAAAACAAAAUAUAAUGUUGACAAAUUAACUCAAGAUGCAGAUUUUUUACGAAAUGAAAUAGGUCAUUUGAGUUCUGCUGUCGCUGAUAUUACCAAAGAAAUUAUUGCUCAAACAAAUAUUAAAAAGACUUUGAAUGCUAAAAUGCAAAUUCUUCGAUCUAAUUCAAGACUUCGCUUUACAAAUUUAGAAAUAGCACUUCAUGAUAAAGUACGUUAUGAAAAAGAAUUAGAAAAAACAAAUAAAUCAGAUGAUUAUCGAAAAUUAGCACAGCAAAAAAUAGAAUCAAUUGUUAAAGCUUUACCUCAAUUAGAAGAACAAGAUAAAUAUGUUCAACAACUUGAUCAAGCUGAAAAUGCACAAAUAGCAGCACGAAAUAAGCGAGAAAAACUUCUAGAAAAUUUAAAUUCAAAGUCACGUAAACAAGCUGAAAUAAAACAAUUAUUAGCCGAUAGUGCAACAAAAUUACCUCUACUUGAAGCAGAUAUUGCAAAUUUACGUUUGGAACGUGAACAUAUUUUGACAUUAAUCGGUAAGAAAAAACAGCGUCAUCAUUCACCUACCCCACCAGGAAAAUCAAUCGAUACACCUGCUCAGUUGUUUGCACCACUUGAACGAGAUACUUUGGAAUAUGAAAAACAACAGUAUAGUGAACAAUUAGAAAAAAUUCGUUUAUUAUUAAAAUAUUUUCAUGAAAAAAUAUCUGAACAUAAUUUAACAAAUAAUGAAACAUUAUUUCCAAUACCAUCUUCCGAAUUAAUGUCACCACUUUAUCAACCAUUAACACCUUUUGAAGAACAAACAAUUCUUUCAUCUUAUAUGGAUGAACAUGAUGAUGAGAAUAAUUCAUCUAUAAAAACAAUAAAAACAAAUGAACCAACUGUUGCUAUUGCUAUGAAGUUACCAAAAAAUUUUAUUCCAUUAGAUGUUAAAUCAACAAUAACAAACGAAAUAAUACAUUCACCAUAUUAUCAAGAAAGUUCGAUUGAAUAUAAAAAAGAAUUACCAUCAGAUAUUGUUAAUAAAUAUGCUGGUGUUACCAAAAAUAAACAACAAAAAUCAACUCAUAGAAGGAAAAAUAAGAAGAAUAAAAAAAAUUUUGUUAUGACACAUUCAUCACAAAUGAUAAUUUUAUACAAUGAUAUUCGCACAUCUACGGGCGAUUGUGAUACUCUUCCAUCGAUGCCCAUGUAUGAAUAUGAACUUUCACCAACAAUAAAAGCUCUUCAAUUAAUGGAACAAAGUGUUGAAUCAUAUUUAAAUGAAUUAUCAAAACAUUAUCAAGAUUAUUUAUCAGUACGAAUUGAUGAAGAACAUAGUGAAACUCCUGAAGAUGAUGAUAUUCAAGAUUCAGCUUUGGAUACAUUUUCUGAAACAUCAUCAUUAGUUGAAACAACAAAUCUUUCUAAAGAUUUAACUUCUAUUAUUCCACUAUCAAUGAAUAUACCUCAAGCACGUUCAUCAACAUCAUCAGAUGAUAAAAAAACAAUUGUUUCAUCAUCAUCUCCUUCAUCAUCUCAUCAUAGUCAUUCGAAAGUUGAAAAUCAAUCUUCAUCAAUUGUUCCAUUAACAACUGUGGAAGAAUUACCAUCACAAAUCUCGCCAUUAACAAUGCAAAUUGCUCAAAUUGAACGUCAAAUAUCUGAUGAAGGUUAUCGUUCAGUUAGAAAUGAAACACAUCCACAUCCAACAACUAUAAAUAAUAAUUCACCAUUAUUGACUCAAUCUCAUAGUUAUAGUUGUACUGAAAAAGUUGAUAAAUGGUUAUCAAAUGCAACAGCAUCAUUAUCUAUAUCAAGUACAAAUGAAUUUAUUGAUCUGGAUAAUAAUACUAGUUUUCAAGUAUAA
Rotaria sp. Silwood2 is the source of this 1956-nucleotide messenger RNA. Lineage: Eukaryota; Metazoa; Rotifera; Eurotatoria; Philodinida; Philodinidae. The record is from the annotation of a GenBank genome assembly.